UAGAUUUAAAAAGAGAGGCUGCAUUCUCAGACUGACACUUAUUCAACACUGCCACCUUAAGCAGAUUACUUUUGCGCUGCCUGUGUGUCCAAUACGCGGUUCACUUUGCCUCUCCAUCAUGUUUAGGAUGCUGAAACACCACUUUCACCCGGGCGUUUUUCUCUUGUUCAUAUGGCUUUGUCACCUCAUGGAACAUCAAAAAGUUCAAGCUGGGAACUGCUGGUUGCAGCAGGGGAAGAACGGGAGGUGCCAGGUGCUCUACAUGCCCGGCAUGAGCAGGGAGGAGUGCUGUCGGAGUGGGAGGCUGGGGACGUCCUGGACCGAGGAGGACGUCCCUAACAGCACGCUCUUUAGGUGGAUGAUCUUCAAUGGCGGAGCCCCCAAUUGCAUACCUUGCAAAGGUGGAGAAACCUGCGACAAUGUCGACUGUGGUCCCGGGAAGAGGUGCAAGAUGAACAGAAGAAGUAAGCCGCGCUGCGUGUGUGCGCCAGACUGCUCCAACAUCACCUGGAAGGGACCGGUGUGCGGCUCCGACGGAAAGACCUACAAAGACGAAUGCGCGCUGCUGAAGGCGAAGUGCAAAGGCCACCCCGACCUGGACGUGCAGUACCAGGGGAAGUGCAAGAAAACGUGCCGCGACGUCCUGUGCCCGGGCAGCUCCACGUGCGUCGUGGACCAGACGAAUAACGCGUACUGUGUGACGUGUAAUCGGAUUUGCCCCGAGGUGACGUCGCCCGAGCAGUACCUGUGUGGAAACGACGGGAUCAUCUACGCCAGCGCGUGUCACCUGAGACGAGCUACCUGCCUCCUCGGCCGGUCCAUCGGGGUGGCGUACGAGGGGAAAUGCAUCAAGGCCAAGUCGUGUGAGGACAUCCAGUGCAGCGCGGGGAAGAAGUGUCUGUGGGAUGCUCGGAUGAGCCGGGGCCGCUGCUCACUGUGCGAUGAGAGCUGUCCGGAGAGCCGGACGGACGAGGCGGUGUGUGCCAGCGACAACACCACGUAUCCCAGUGAAUGUGCCAUGAAGCAAGCCGCUUGCUCUAUGGGUGUGCUGCUGGAAGUCAAGCACUCUGGAUCUUGCAACUCCAUCACAGAAGACCAGGAGGAGGAUGAGGAAGAUGAGGACUCAGACUACAUGGCCUAUGUCCAUUUAUCUUCUAUACUGGAUGGAUAGGCUCCCGUCAUUAGGGGAACAGGGCAAGGAAUCAUGUCCAUACUGUACAUUAUGUGUAUGCUUAUUUAUUUUUUAAAGAAAAAGGAAGUAUACAUAUAGUUCAGUCUGCUAGAUGUUUAUUUAUACUUUUUUUCAUGUUUUAUAAUUUAUACAUUUAAAUGUCAGGCUUAAUAUCUACCAUGAUAUAUUGUGUUACCACUCAUUUCCCCCUCUUUUUUUUGUUGGUGUCCCUUUUACUUUCUUUUUUUUAUCAUGAAGAAAUAUAUUUGUCCAAAGAAAAGCAGUGUUAUUUAUUUGUCAUGUUACCGUGUAAGUAUAAGUCCUCUACAAGCUGUAAAUUGCAUUCCCUGAGCUGUAAAAAUCUGCUUGUUCCUGUCAAAUCUCUAUCACAGAUGUUUAUGUCACACAUACGUAACUGCAUGUUUAGGCUGUGUGUUUAUUUAUUGGGAAUAUAUCAAUCAUUUUAUGUACAUAAAGUGUUUCUGGUUUGUUUACAACUCACAAUAACUGACCAAAGGGAUUCUCUCAAUGGUUUUGCAAAAGAGCAUUGUAAAAGGUGUAACACAGCAGUGAUGAAAUGGAAGAGAAAAAAAGAGCCAUUUGUUUUUCUUUUCUUAUUUUUUUUGUGUGGAUAUUCCUCAGUUUCAGCCCUUUAGAUUUGUUUCCACACGGAGACAACAACUUUAGACAUCACUCAAUAGCGUUAAUUUUGCCUCACCACAUUAGAACAGAGUUAGGUUUGGACGAUACUUGAUUAUUUUGGAAAUAAUGUGCCAUUAACAUAUGUGUGCUGUCUUCUUGCCAAUGUGCUCCAUAUUGCUCUCGCAGAGCUAAAAUAGGACUAAUGUAUUGCAGUACUCUACACUAUAUCAGACUUCAUCACUUUGUUUCUUUUCUCUUUUGUUUUGUUCUUUUCUCGGAAUGCAUUUUAUUUCAAACAUCACAAGAGAAAUACAAAAAUCUGUUAUGAAUAUAUAGUUUUGUAUUUUUUAUGUAAAUGUCAUAUGUACAUACAAAGUUUGAUGGUAUUUGUACAGAUAUGAAGAGUGAAACAAUAAAAGUUUUUUUUCCUUA
Scophthalmus maximus (turbot) is the source of this 2245-nucleotide messenger RNA. RefSeq names its product follistatin a (gene fsta). Lineage: Eukaryota; Metazoa; Chordata; Actinopteri; Pleuronectiformes; Scophthalmidae. The transcript has 6 exons. Gene Ontology annotation, biological process: multicellular organism development; cell differentiation; regulation of BMP signaling pathway. The coding region runs from base 119 to 1171 and encodes 350 amino acids. Gene Ontology annotation, molecular function: protein binding; activin binding. The record is from RefSeq and is a predicted model, not a curated record.